Molecule: messenger RNA, 2101 nt
Organism: Oncorhynchus kisutch (coho salmon)
Lineage: Eukaryota; Metazoa; Chordata; Actinopteri; Salmoniformes; Salmonidae
Product: zinc finger protein 883-like
Exons: 3
Coding region: 88-1872 (594 amino acids)
Biological process (GO): regulation of transcription by RNA polymerase II
Molecular function (GO): DNA-binding transcription factor activity, RNA polymerase II-specific; RNA polymerase II cis-regulatory region sequence-specific DNA binding
Source: RefSeq, a predicted model, not a curated record
CUCUCUCCUUCUGCACUGAGUCCAAACCUACAGUCACUGGGUCCUGAUUGCGACAGUGGAGCCCAGUUUGCACUGCAGGGUCCAGAGAUGGCAUCAGUGAAGUUGGAGGACUGCAGUCAAACCCUGGAGCUGAAUGUCAACAUUAAAGAUGAAGAAGAGGAGGAGAAGAUUGGGACAUCUGUUUCUCAUGGACUAGAAUUAAGUCUGAGGCCGGUAACAUCAACAGUAACGACAAACCCAGCCUGCCUCUCUCCUUCCACACUGAGUGCAUACCCACAGUCACUGGGUUCUGAUUGUGACAGUGGGGCCCAGUUUGCACUGCAUGAUCCAGAGAUGGCAUCAGUGAAGCUGGAAGACUGCAGUCAAACACUGGAGCUGAAUGUCAACAUUAAAGAUGAAGAAGAGGAGGAGAAGAUUGGGAAAUGUGUUAAUCAUGUAGACCAUGUUGAGACAUUCUCUACAUCCAGAGAGCAUCAGCAGGAAGAUCACAGAGCAAAGAUGUCUCACCACUGCCCACAUUGUGAGGAGAUUUUCCCAUUUCUACCAAAGCUAAAAAUACACACAGGAGAAAAGCUUUACUCCUGCUCUGAAUGUGGAAAGAGUUUCUUUCACCUGGGUACCUUAAAACAACAUGAACGUAUACACAAAUUAUACACAAAAGCACAAAAGCCAAACUCCUGCUCUGAAUGUGGAAAAAGCUUCAAAACAUCAACAUCACUAAAACUUCAUCAGAGAAUACACACAGGAGAGAAGCCUUACUCCUGCUCUGCAUGUGGGGCGAGUUUCUCUCAACUGGGCAGCUUAAAAAACCAUGAACGUAUACACACAGGAGAGAAGCCUUACUCAUGUUCUGAAUGUGGAAAAUGCUUCAAAAGAUCAACAUCACUAAAACUUCAUCAGAGAACACACACAGGAGAGAAGCCUUACUCAUGUUCUGAAUGUGGAAAAUGCUUCAAAAGAUCAACAUCACUAAAACUUCAUCAGAGAACACACACAGGAGAGAAGCCUUACUCCUGCUCUGCAUGUGGGGCAAGUUUCUCUCAACUGGGCAGCUUAAAAAACCAUGAACGUAUACACACAGGAGAGAAGCCUUACUCAUGUUCUGAAUGUGGAAAAUGCGUCAUAACAUCAACAUCACUAAAAGUUCAUCAGAGAACACACACAGGAGAGAAGCCUUACUCAUGUUCUGAAUGUGGAAAAUGCUACAAAACAUCAACAUCACUAAAAGUUCAUCAGAGAACACACACAGGAGAGAAGCCUUACUCAUGUUCUGAAUGUGGAAAAUGCUUCAAAACAUCAAAAUCACUAAAAGUUCAUCAGAGAACACACACAGGAGAGAAGCCUUACUCAUGUUCUGAAUGUGGAAAAUGCUACAAAACAUCAACAUCACUAAAAGUUCAUCAGAGAACACACACAGGAGAGAAGCCUUACUCAUGUUCUGAAUGUGGAAAAUGCUUCAAAACAUCAACAUCACUAAAAGUUCAUCAGAGAACACACACAAGAGAGAAGCCUUACUCCUGCUCUGACUGUGGAAAGAGGUUCUCUCUAUUGGGUAUCUUAAAACAACAUGAACGUAUACACAAAGGAGAUAAGCUUUACUCAUGUUCUGUAUGUGCAAAAUGCUUCAAAACAUCAACAUCACUAAAAGUUCAUCAGAGAACACACACAGGAGAGAAGCCUUACUACUGCUCUGAAUGUGGGGCGAGUUUCUCUCAACAGGGCCACUUAAAAAAACAUGGACAUAUACACAAACGAGAGAAGCCUUACUACUGCUCUGAAUGUGGGAAGAAAUUCUACAGAUUGGGCCAAUUAAAAAGACACCAAUGUACACAUAAAGGAGAGAAACCUCAUCAGUUUUCUCAGACCAGCUAAGAUUAGACACUCCACUUAAUUAUCAUGUCAUUAAAUAAUUGGCAAUUGGAUCAAAUGAAGAAAGUGUAGAACACUAUUGUAAUCCUAUUGUUUCUCACUGUGAGAGAACAAUGCAGAGGAAAGGGAGUGUUAUAGAAUGUUAGCCUCUCUUUACUGAUCAGUGUGCACCUUGUCAGUUUUGUUGUGUUUUGUUAGCUUCUACUGUAAAGAUAUUGAGAUUACCUUGAAU